This is a messenger RNA of Mugil cephalus (flathead mullet), 3755 nucleotides long. RefSeq names its product F-box only protein 41-like. The record is from RefSeq and is a predicted model, not a curated record. The transcript is spliced from 17 exons. The coding region runs from base 165 to 2543 and encodes 792 amino acids. Gene Ontology annotation, molecular function: protein binding. NCBI's taxonomy places the organism in Eukaryota, Metazoa, Chordata, Actinopteri, Mugiliformes, Mugilidae.
CGGUUACCGACCGAUCGAUCUGACACUAACACACCGGGGGUGAACGAGGAAACCAUGGCAACGGGACUUCGAUACCGGACGAGGAGCGAGUGACGAUCAGCUGAUGAUCAGCUGAUGAUCAGGAAUCACUGGGAUCGACUGGCCGGCCGCUCCCGCACUGAAUCAUGUCCUCCUCCUCGGACCUGCCCUACUUCUGUCCUCGAUGUGGAGACGGUUUCCAGUUCUCGUCAGUACCUGAGCUCCAGGCUCACCUGGUCAGCCGGCAUACCUACGAGACCCUGCUGGUGCUUUCAAAGGCUCGAGUUAGAAGCUCCUCACCUCCUGCCCCCGUCCCCCUCCCCGGCCCGACUGCAUCCCAGAAUCAGGGCACCGCCCCGGGCUCGGGUCCCCACAGCUUCCCCCUGCCCCUGGCUUGCCUGGAUCUCGCGUCAUCCUCCGCCUCCAUCCAACUCCUCCGAGGAAUGUUCAGCCCGUCAGAUCGCCUUCACCCAGCGGACCCCUCCACGGCUCUGGUCCUCCCUGGGACUCUGGAGCCCCGGGUCCAGCUGGAUUGGGGUCUGCCGGUGGGAAUUGGGCUGGAGGAGCGCCUGGGGCUGGGGCUGGAUCAUAAAAUCACCCAGACUUUUGCGGAGGUGGAGGAGAGGGUGAACCGGCGCAUGGGUCGGCUGAAGGUGCAGCUACAUAGGAGGGAGGCGGAGCUAGAGAGGGAGAGGAGAGACGUGGAUCGACUGAGGAGUGAGAAACAGGAAGUGGAGGAGACGGCGACGUACCUGUCCCGGCAGGUGUCGGCUGCCACGGAGAUGAUGAAGCAGUUACAGCUCGAUCUGGCAGGAAAAGAGAAAGAGCUGAGUGAACGACAACAGGAAAUGGUUGACAUCGAGUGUUUCCUGAGGGAGACGGCGGAGAGAGAGGCAGAGGCCAAAUCCAGACUCCAGGUUUUCAUUGAGACUCUACUGGAGCGAGCUGAGCGAGCAGAGAGACAGUUACUGCUGUUAACUUCACAUCAGGACCACCUGGAGAACUUCACACCAGGACCUGGACCCGGACGAGGACAAAGUCUGGACGGCAGCGUCGAGGACGUCAACAAGGCGUUGGGAACCAUGGGAACCAUGGGAACCAGGAGGAGCUACAGCGUGUCGGGCUCCUGCAGACUUGGAGAGCAGUGGUACGGUCUCCAUCACCACAGCGGUCUGACCGGCCAAAUGAGGACCUUGUCUCUGGGCUCCGGAGGAUGGGACUACUGUGAGGGGGGGUUGGUCCACCUCCACCCACCUCACUACGCUCCACCCUGGAUCCAGACCCGAAGAGAGAGAUUCUGGGCCGGGGGAGGAGGAUGGGGGAGAACGUGGAGUAAAAGAAACCUCCAUCACCACAGCACUGAGGAGGAGGAGGAGGAGGAGGAAUAUGAAGAGGAGGAGGAGGAGGAAGAGGAGGAGGCACUGUGGAGUGCUGAGAUGAGGAGGAUGAACUUCUCCAGGACUCAGACGCCUGGUUCAGAUGCCCCCUCUUCCCUCCACUCCACCCCCUCCAGUCGUCAUGGCGACAGACAGCUGGGGGCGGACACCCUGCGUUUGAGGGCGGGGCUAUUCUGUGUCUUCCCGUAUUUGGAUGUGCGCUCGUUGCUGCGUGCUGCCGAGGUGUGCUCUGAUUGGAGGUUCGUUGCUAGGCACCCUGCGGUCUGGACACGCCUCCACCUGGAGAAUGCCAGAGUUUCGACCGAGUUCCUGACCAGGUUGUCUCAGUGGUGCACUCAGACUCAGACCAUCAUCCUGAACGACUUGAAGCCUCGAAGACGGCGAGACAACGAGACAAGAGAGGACCACCACAGAGACACCCGGGGAAGCCUGGAGCCAGGUGUGGAGGCCUUGUUGAGGUCAGCAGGGGGCAGUCUCCUUCACCUGUCUGUCUCUCAAUGUCCACACGUCCUCACGGACAGGACGCUGUGGCUGGUCAGCUGCUACUGUAGGAACCUACAGACUCUCACAUUCAGGAGUUCCUCAGAUCCUGUCAGUCAGAACGUUCUCUGGGCCCUGGGUGCCGGCUGCAGGAGCAUUAUUAGCCUGCAGGUGGCGCCGUCUCACCCCUGCCAACAUCCGACUCGUUUCGGUGACGGCUGCUUGCAGACGAUUGGUCGGUGUUGGCCACGCCUCCACUCGCUCGCUGUGGGCGGGGCCUCCUGUAGCACCCAGGCACUGGUUUCUGUUGUGCGUAGCUGUGCUCAGCUGCAGGUGUUGGAGUUGGAGCGUAUCGCCGACCUCGGCCUGCAGGUGGCGACAGAGCUAUGCAACGCAGGACUGAAGAGUCUGCAGAGGCUGAUGCUGACUCACACACCAGUCAGUGGUCAGGCCGUCCUCCACUUUCACAGUGUGUGUGAUAACAUCAGGUCCAUCGUGGUCCAGGUCUCAGCGUCGGACUACUUUGAGAAGCCAGACACUGAAGAAGCUCAACGACUUUUUGGAGAGAUUCUCAACACACUGCAGGUUCUUCAGAGACGUCCUGGACUGAGAGACGUCCUCCAGGUUAAAGCUGAGGGAUCCUCCUGACCUGGAGACAAACGUCUUCUUCUACAGACAUGAGGACGUUGAGCGUUCUCUGAAUCACAGCCUCAUUGUGGGGUUAACCCUGUUACAUGUGAUGUGUUGUUCAACAUUUAGAAUGUGUCAGGAAGAUGAACAUGUCAACAUUUACUUGAUCCAGCCCAAGACUGGAAAAUAACAACAUUUAUCAUCAUCAGUACAGUUUUCACAGGGACAGACAGCCCCCCUCAACUACAGGUUAGUAUCUGGACAUUAAUGGACGUUAGUUGAACCAGUUUCUGAUGGUUUUACCCACAGAGUUUCUACUUAAUCCUCAAACUUCCCCCAGUCACUUACAACUGAAGAAGCUCCUCAGAUAAAACGUCCUCUCCAAAAAUCUCAACAAGCUUUUUUAAACAGAUUUUUGACCUGGAGACAACUAGUGACUAGCAACUAGCAAGCCAGACUGACGAGGUGCAGGUAUAACUGUCUGACACCGGUGUAGGGAAGUUCUAUAAAGAUGAGCCUUUACUGAGACGCGUAUAGUCGUGGCAGGCUGAAAUAAAUAAGAAUGAACCAUGACCUGUGGAGGAGAAAGAGCAAAACAAUAAUAUUCAGGUCAUGAACAAACGUCUCUGUGUCGUUAACGUGGUCCUCAUGAAUAUGGACAAACAACUAAACUGUGACUAUUCAUUCAGGUUUAGUAGUUUAGUAGUGUGGGAGCUUGUUAAUCUUGAAAUUACAUUUUUAGUUUAAAGGAAUUGACUAGAACAUAGUACAACAGACCUGGAUCCUUAUUUACCAAAAUAUGUCACAACCCCCUUUUCUUCCUUCACCUUCCAAAUCUCACAACACUUUAGCUUUUAUCUUUCUGUAAAAAAACAAAACAAAAACAAAAACUUUUAUUCUUUGUCUACACAGUUUUAAAAAAAACUCAGAGUCUUCUUCAAGAAACUUUUGUUCUAAGUUUUAAGUCCUUGUCCUACCCUUAAAAGCCAUAACUCUUGAACUGAAGUGACCAUGAAUCCUUUCGUCUUGCCUUAGGUUUAAAUGAAACCCGUUAGCUUUACCUUACAAGCACAACAUUUAUGCACAAACAUUUUUUGCACAAUUGAACAGGAAGCAUCGACUUAUGCACCAAAGACGUGAAUCAUGAGUCAUUCCUGCAGAUGUGUCGAUUCUAAUGUGUCUUUGAACAUCUCGUAGAUGCUACAUGUCGUUUACUGUCAAUAAAUCACG